GGGAUAAUUUUGCAUUUGCAAGCAAAAUAGAGUAGAGGGUGGUUCAUACCGUUUGAUAUUCAAAUUUUGAAAACCCUCCAUUUUAUAAGCGCCCUCGCUCAUAUAAUCUAUGGCAAAACUUUGAAAUAAUAUUAAUACUAUGAACCCUUCAAAAUACCCAGAAAACAGAGAGCUCAGAUCUAAAUUUCUUCUCAUUUCUAUCACCCAACUCUUCUAGAUUCAAACACUUUGAUAAUUAAUGGAAUCUCUUCCCGAUGCAAUUAUCCAUUACAUAUUGUCCCAAAUGAAGAAUGCAAGGGAUGUUGCUAGUUGUAAAUGUGUUUCCAAGAGAUGGAAGUUUUCAGUGCCUUAUCUCAAGAGCCUUUACUUUCCUCGCAAUGCUUUCGAUAGCUACAAUGGCAUGGAACAUCCCGAUAGCAUCGUGUAUAAGAUGAUAGCUUUUAUGGACCGACUAGAAGAGCUUGUCGUAUAUAGUCCAUUCUCAAGCGCAGGCCUUGCGUCAUGGCUAUUGCUCGCAGGUUUAUCGCUCAGGCAUCUUGAACUUAGAAUUGACAAUCUUUCUGAUUACGAAACCUGUCUUGAAAGCCGCACGAAAUUAGAUUGCAUCAAUGCUGCUAAAAAUUUGGAGUCUUUGAAACUUUGGGGUGUCUUAAUGGUACACUCGCCGAAAUGGGAUAGCUUUGCGAAGCUUCAAACCCUUGAAGUUGUUGGUGCUAGAUUGGAAGAUAAUGCAUUACGUGCUGCCUUGCAGGCCUGCCCUAACUUAAAAAGUUUGCUCCUGCUUGGUUGUGAGGGUGUUAGAUCUAUUUCAAUUGAACUGCCACAAUUGGAGCAAUGUAAGCUGGACUUUUAUGGCUUGGGUAAUAGCUCACUUACCCUUACUUGCCCAAAAAUGGAAUGCCUUGAAGUACAAGGUUGUAGUUGGAUUAGGGUUCGCGAGACUAACUGUUUGACAAAACUUUCAAUCUCCAACAAUGCCGCAGGAAAGGUGUACAUGGUGGAUUUUGGAAAGCUUUCAGCUCUGGAGUUUUUAUCAAUUAGAGGAGUCCAGUGGUGUUGGGAUGCAAUUAGCAAAAUGCUUCAAUGGGCGAGUGAAGUGAAGCAUCUAUACAUGAAAGUUGAAUUUACAGGGGAUUUUGAUCAACUUCUGCCUUUCCCAGAGGUUGAUUUUGUCGAAUUCUUUAACAGUCAUCCCAAAUUGCAGAAGUUUGAAAUCCAUGGAGCUAUGUUUGCAGCUCUUUGCCAGAAGAACAGCCUGAAAAAUGUUGAGUCAGGCUUUGUGAUUCCUUGUUUGGAGGAGGUAGUGAUUACAGUGAGAUCACCAUUAAAUGCUGAGCAGAAAAUGAGCAGCCUCGAGUCGCUGUUGAAAUACGGUAAGCGUUUAAGUUCGAUGGCAAUAAGGAUCCUGCAGAUGAAGAGCAACCAUAGUAGUGCAGAUGAUUUCUUUGAUGAGAUUUGCAGGUUCCAGCGUAUGAACCGUAAGAUUGUUCGAAUCGAAUAAAAGCUUACUACUUGGUGACUGGAAAACUCCAUUCCCAAAUUUAUUGUUGUUGUGUCAAUUCACAUCAUUCAUUGUUGUUUACUGAUCAACAGUUUUGACCACUGAUUUAAUUCUUUAAUGAUUGGACUCAA
Molecule: messenger RNA, 1632 nt
Organism: Mercurialis annua (annual mercury)
Lineage: Eukaryota; Viridiplantae; Streptophyta; Magnoliopsida; Malpighiales; Euphorbiaceae
Product: F-box protein At1g10780
Exons: 4
Coding region: 239-1501 (420 amino acids)
Molecular function (GO): protein binding
Source: RefSeq, a predicted model, not a curated record